UUGCUAUUACACUGAUUUGCGAUUAUCAUAAAGCGUACUUCUAAAGGAAGUAUAGACGCGCAUGCGCACCGUAGUUUUGUUUAACUACAUCUGAACUCUGGACCAGUCUAAAGUUCAACGACCAAUAAAUGUAUUUUUCUUAAAAAAAAACGCUUGGGCUUUGCUCAUUUUUGCUUUUUGCUGCUUCGAACAAUCUGAAGCACAAAUAUAUUGCCAUCGAUUAAAUAAACAAUCGAAGUUGUACAUUCUCGUGUGUGAAUUGUAGAAUGUAGAUGCACAUCAUCUACAAAAGCGCUGCAGACCAUCUCAAUUAUCAAUUGUGGGUCUCGGUUCUGCAGUACAACUCCGCAUAUUCGUCUGCGCCUUACAGCCAAAAUAAUUCGUACUGCAGUUUUAUACUCAACGCUUUCACUCUUCUUAAUAAACUAUCGCGCUACUCGCAACGCUUUACCUUCGCGAAUUGUUGACUUGUGCAAUUUUUAUCUAUAUGCGCACAUUGACUCGCAUCGUAUAUACCUUUCUUUCAUGACGUUUCGUUAAAUUUGUAAAUCUCGAUAAAUAGCUCGAUAAUUCUCGUCAAAUUUUUUCAUUCGUCUAGUCACGCAAGCAAUGAAAACAAAUAUUACGACAAUUGGCUAUUGCCCCAGCUGAUAUUUAAAUUUGUGAUUCUUUACCAGAUCAUUUUAGUACCCAGGGUAUAACUAAUAUUCAUCUAUUAAGCUAUCUGAUUUCUCAACCUAUUUUCGUCAAAGAAAACAAUUAAAAUGAAGGAAGAAGGAACAACGUUGCAAUUGAUCAAUCUGCCUGAUAUAGUUCUGGAGACAAUACUUUCUAAUCUUACCUACGAUGAAAUUGCCAAAAACAGAAUAGUUUGUAAAACAUUUGAUGAUAUAUGUAAAAAGUUGCUCAAUCGAGGAUUCAACCUAAUGGAAAAAUAUCAUGCGAGGUGCUUAAGAGCUGUAAAAAGUCAACUACCACGCAGAGAAUCGGAAAGGAGAACUCAUCCUCUUGCACGUCAUUGUGAUAUCUUAACAGCUAUAGAAACCAGAAUAUCUAUGCUGUCCAUGACAUUUACUAAAUAUGUAGAUUUAAAUCUUUGUUGCUUCAUACCUGGAAAGGUCAUCGAUGAAAUAUUUAGAGUCUUGCGUCUUAUUAGAAUAAGUAAAACACCCCCAAGAAUCCCUGAAAUACUUCAAGAAUUGCGAGAUAUUAGCUGCAUGGCAAUGGAACAUUUUGAUGAAAAAAUUUUACCAAAUUUGAAACAUAGUAUUUAUACCUCUGUUGUUGCUAAUGUAAGUUCAUAUGAAAGCUUAAUGAUCUCCCACCAUAGUUCUAAUUCAAAGGGUUCACCACUUCCGCAUAAUUUUGGUGUAGAUAAACUUAAUCAAGCAUUUAAAAAAAUUUAUAGCCGUACUAAAAAAAAUAAAAAAACAGUACUAUGCGUUAAAGGACAAAUAAGUAAAAUGAAAUUAAGAAUGAAUAGGCAAUCGUUUCAAAUGAGACUACAAAAUUUAAAAUUACAAGAACAUACAAAAAAAAUUCAAGAUCAAGAUGCUCAGUUAGCAGAAAUGAGAAAACAUUUAGAAGAAUGGGAACAAAAAUUAGGCGAUUUAACUGCUGAAUUAAGUCGUGUCAGAGAAGAAAUACAAAAAUCAGAUUCGUUAGAAAAUUGCAAACGAAAAAUUGCAGAUAUCUCAGUUCCUUGUGAAUCUAGUUUACUCAAAACAAAAGAUCUUCAAGUUAAAAAACGUAAAUUAAUUGUAGAAAGAAAAUCAUCUAGUGAUAAUCAAGACAUUAAAUUUAAAAAAUUCAUGUCAGAACUUCUUGCAGAUAGUUCUAUUGGAUCAUACCCUUCAGCUUCUCAUUAAACUAUUUAAUUUUUGUCAACUUUCUACUUUAUUACUUAGUAAAGCCAAACUUUUACAAUUAUAAAUUUGAAUAUUCGUU
Molecule: messenger RNA, 1947 nt
Organism: Ceratosolen solmsi marchali
Lineage: Eukaryota; Metazoa; Arthropoda; Insecta; Hymenoptera; Agaonidae
Gene: pall
Product: F-box protein pallbearer
Exons: 3
Coding region: 765-1868 (367 amino acids)
Biological process (GO): protein polyubiquitination
Molecular function (GO): protein binding
Source: RefSeq, a predicted model, not a curated record